GUCCGGCUUCCAGCGCCAUCUCGAGCGGCUCGAGCAGCUGCGCAGCCGCGCCCUGCUCGUGCAGUUCGGCGGCGCGGCCGGCUCGCUCGCGUCGCUGGGCUCGGGCGACGACGGGCUGCGCGUGCGCAGGGCCCUGGCCGAGGAGCUGGGCCUGACCGACCCGGCCAUCACCUGGCACGUGGCGCGCGACGGGGUGGCGGAGAUCGUCAACUUCCUGGCGCUGCUAGGUGGGACGAUGGGCAAGGUAGCGCUGGACAUCAUCGUCAUGUCGAGCAACGAGUUCGGCGAGGUGUCGGAGCCGUUUGUGCCGCACCGCGGCGCGUCGUCGACCAUGCCGCAGAAGCGCAACCCCAUCUCGAGCGAGGUCAUCCUGGCGGCGUCCAAGAUCCUGCGGUCCAACGCGGGCUUGGUGCUGGACGCCAUGGUGUCGGAUUUCGAGCGCGCCUCGGGGCCCUGGCAUCUGGAGUGGGUGGCCGUGCCCGAGAGCUUCGUGAUCGCCGUGGGCGCGCUGUCCCAGACGCAGUUUGCGCUGUCGGGCCUGUCGGUGCACACGCAGCAGAUGCUGCACAAUCUGCACUCGACGAAGGGGCUUAUCGUGGCCGAGGCCGUCAUGAUGGGCAUGGCACCGUACGUCGGGAGGCAGAAGGCGCACGAUAUCGUAUACGAGGCCUGCCGCGAGAGCAUCGAGAACGGCUCCACGCUGCUCGACUGUCUGCUGGCCAAGCCUGAGGUGACGGCCAAGAUGGGUGCUGAGCAGCUGCGCUCGCUGUGCGAUCCGGUCAACUACCUGGGGGCGUCGACGAGGAUGGUCGACGAUGUGUUGGCGCGGCGAGAUCUGUAG
Rasamsonia emersonii CBS 393.64 is the source of this 841-nucleotide messenger RNA. RefSeq lists its product as uncharacterized. The record is from RefSeq and is a predicted model, not a curated record. The transcript has a single exon. The annotation marks the transcript as partial. Gene Ontology annotation, molecular function: catalytic activity. NCBI's taxonomy places the organism in Eukaryota, Fungi, Ascomycota, Eurotiomycetes, Eurotiales, Trichocomaceae.